Messenger RNA from Rotaria sp. Silwood1, 1422 nucleotides. Lineage: Eukaryota; Metazoa; Rotifera; Eurotatoria; Philodinida; Philodinidae. The record is from the annotation of a GenBank genome assembly.
AUGACACAAAAUAAACGUCAAGGCAAUGAGUCAUUAACCGUUGCUCAACAAGUUACUACCGAAAAUAUCAAUACUCGUAAACGUAUUUCAUUUGCUCAGCUGAAACAUGCAGUUUCAUCCAACCUGCCGUGCUUCCACGUACAAUGGCCACCUGACACUGAUCGAAAAAAAAUACCAUCAGCUAUAUGUGCGAGUGAGCUAAUAAGUAAAGAAUUGAAAAUAAAUGGAGUAGAAAUCAAUGGAUUUACCCUAGUCGGUUGGGCUGGUAGAAAACUUAAACUAGGUGUGAAUAAUAAAGUCGACUACGCUACUCUUGUCGCAACUGAUAAAUGGCCUGCUAAGAUCAAUGGAAUCGAUAUUGAAGUCAUAAAGCCUAAAUAUACGCCAGACGCUUUCGUACUUGUUAUUCGUUAUGUUCCACAAGAAUUAGAUGAAGAAUUCGUAGCAAACGAAAUACAACGUACUAUUGCAUCAGCAAAUCAUACCAGUCGUAUUCGGUAUAAUUACAAAAGGAAAACCAGUGAUUAUAGGUUCGAAGUCAAAGAUUAUCAAGAAUAUCAAUCAAUACUAAAACUCGGUCGUAUUGCUAUAGGUUAUUCAUGGCUAUCAGUUACUCCAUUUUAUCCAGGUAAUCGUUUGACCUAUUGUACCAAAUGUUGGUGUAUUGGUCAUUUGAGAAACCAUUGUAAUUCAUCAGCUAAAUGUCGAAUCUGCCUUGAGAUGCUCACAGAAAAUUCAUUGCACAUUUGUAAAAAGGAACCUAAUUGUGCACAAUGUAAUGGAAAACACCACUCUCUGGAUAAUCAAUGUCAGGUAAUUCGUGACUAUAAGCUACAAUUAAAAGUAGACGUUGAAGAAGCUAUUAAUAGUGGCAAAUUACAUCGUAUUCUACCAAAAGAAAAAGCACCAACAUUCGAACUCCGAGAACAAGAUUUUCCAGCAUUGGCAACAAAUACUGUGAGUCAACCUCCGAAAUGGAACAUAGUACAAGGUCUUAUGUCACGUAUACCUAAUACAACAACAGCACCAGAAUCAGAAAUGUCAGUAGGAAGUAUCAAUAAUAAUUUGCUGAAACUCUUAGAUAGCAAUAAACGAAUAGAAGAAAAAGUCGAUCGAUUCAAAAUAGAUUUAAAAGUAGUUACUCUUGAUACUCAAUUACACCAAGCGGUAUUACUCGAUGUUAUCGAAACCAUGAAAGACUUCACUCAAAAAUUUAUACCGUCAUCACUCACGUAUAACAAGAAUGAUAGAGCAUCGUUAAUACCAGUCGUACAGCAAUUCUACAAUCGUUUUUGCUAUGCAGCUAUGAGUUUAAAUGAUGGUUUUCAACUUAAUCGUAAAGUUUCGCAUGCACCAUCACAAAUAUUAAGCAACAACAUUAUUCAACCAACUGCUAUAAUGCCAACAACAGAGAACCUUUAA